GAUGGUUAUAUAGAAAGUAGCCCACACGUGUAAAAAAUAAUGAAAUACUUGUGCAAGUAGUCUGGUUCGUGAUAAACUGACUUGGAAUUCUACAGGCACCACCAGCGACCAAGAGGUUAAAGACCGCUGCGUACUGGUAGUUCUAGCAGAGUUCUAUCCAAAAGAACGCGUUGGCUGCAUAUUUCCAAGGAUCUCUCUACGUAAAACGUGAUAUGAACCAGUUCCCUUAAAAAGGUCCUUCUCACAGGCAUCGCUGCGCUUAGGCAGAUAGCCUUCGUGUGCUUUGUCGUAUCCCAAUAACUUAACCUAACGUAGAAUUCUAUAGCUUGAUGAACUCACUUUCUAAUGUGCCAAGAUUUCUUAUUUGUGGAAAUAAGAAAUUAUUUAUUAUGAAAGGCCCCCCCUAGGAAACGGCGGGAGAAUACGGUUUUUCGGAUGCCAUGUGGCUACUUCGCCAGGAUAUUAGUCUUAUAUUACUUUUGUUAAUUUUAUCUUAAAUUUUAAUAAUAACAAAUAAUUGUUGACAACUGAUUAUCGAGAACUGCUUGUCAAAGUUCGCAUUGUUGAUCAGUUGUUAGAAUUCGACCACCAUUGUUUGGACUUAAUGGCAUUUUUUGACAUUGGCAAUGACGAAAACAUUUUGCAACUGUCUCUCAGACGAUACACAUCGUACUGCGUGCUUGUGCUAGUUAAACAAGGGAUGUCAACAAAUCAACUAUUCAGUGACGGCAAAAGGUCUAGCGUCGGCCUUGAAAGUGAUGCUUACUUUACGGCAAAUUCAGAGACAAAAUAAUACAAAAACUUCAAGCCCAAGAAUAGUACUAAUAAGAAUGUCUGCAAUGAAAGUUGACAUUGCUUGGUCUCCUACAGAACCAAACAGGUUCAUUACUGUGGGAACUGAUAUUCAGUUAUAUGAAAUUGAAGAACUAAAAGAGGGAGUUACAAAGCCUUCAGGUAUCUGCAUAUCAGAGUAUUCAACUGCUAACAACAUUGCAACUAGUUUAGAUCAUCAAUAUCUAAAGUGUUUCUCAUGGUAUCCCAAACCAGAUCACCCUCUGUUGCUAGCUGUUGGAAUGGCCAAUGGACGUGUUAUUCUAGAAAGUUUAGAUUCAAUUAGCACAAGAGAUGCUGAAAUAGCUGGAAGAGAAUUAGUUCCAAAACAAAGUAGAGCUUGUAACUGUGUGUCUUGGAAUCCCACAGAAGCUAACAUUCUUUUAUCUGGUUUGGAUAAAUAUCGGGGUGAUAACUGUGUAUUAGUUUGGGAUAUUACUAGAGCAAAUUACAUGACAAGUGCCAUUGAAGCAGUCACAUUUGACAGACGUCCUGUAUUUUCUAUAGAUUCUUCUGUUGUAUCAAAGCCCAUUUUAGAGUUAGGAUCAUCUGAAUCUACUCAGUCUCUUCAUUGGUUUCGUAAUAAUCCCAAGCUUUUUGUUUGUGGAAUGAGCUUUAAAAAUCUUAAAAUUUAUGAUACUAGAGAUGGCUCAAAGCAUCAAGAAAUGACUUCCUCUAAAGCUGUAUUUAACCUAUGUGUAGAUCCAGAAGUUGAGCAUAGACUAGCUUCAUCUUUUGAG
Molecule: messenger RNA, 1571 nt
Organism: Stegodyphus dumicola
Lineage: Eukaryota; Metazoa; Arthropoda; Arachnida; Araneae; Eresidae
Gene: mio
Product: GATOR complex protein mio
Biological process (GO): positive regulation of TORC1 signaling; cellular response to amino acid starvation
Cellular component (GO): cytoplasm
Molecular function (GO): protein binding
Source: RefSeq, a predicted model, not a curated record